GACGUGUUACACACUCUUCAAUGUCACCUAUGUCCUCAGUGGGUGAAUCUUGAUUUAAGCAACGAAGAAAAAAGACAAGCAAAGAUGGACUUUUAUCAAAAAUAUGGAUUUCCUGGUGCGAUUUUAUGUGUAGACGGAACACACAUUAAAAUUGUUGCGCCAGCUAAGGACAAAUUCCUGUAUUUUAAUCGUAAAGGGUACUAUAGCAUCAAUGCUAUGAUUAUAUGCGAUAAUAAAAUGAGAAUUCGCUACGUGAAUGCGCAGUAUCCUGGCAGCAACCACGAUGUUCAUAUUUGGAACGAGACGCUGGAUAUGCUCUAG
Messenger RNA from Anastrepha obliqua, 321 nucleotides. Its product is annotated as putative nuclease HARBI1. The transcript is spliced from 3 exons. The coding region runs from base 85 to 321 and encodes 78 amino acids. The record is from RefSeq and is a predicted model, not a curated record. Lineage: Eukaryota; Metazoa; Arthropoda; Insecta; Diptera; Tephritidae.